GACUUGUAGGUGCUUUGGAGCUUAUUUAGGAAAAUAAAUUUUUAGCAAAAGAAGUUACUUUAAGAUUUGUAAAAGUCACCUUGUAAUCACAAUAUCCUAUGUGUUACAAGCUGUGCUGAUCUCUAGAACUUCUGAGAGAUGUGUUUGUUAGAUGAGAAAUUUUAAGUGGUAGUUGUUUAGUCUGAAGUUUUGAGGAAUGUGGUUUUAAAAUUCUGCUUCCCCCUCCCAUGCAAUACCUGAUUUGUCAUUUUCUAGCUGCUUAUAUUGGCCAGCUCACUCGGUGGUGGUUUUUUGCUCUACUAAAUUCUGUGAAAAUCUUUCAAGAUCCUUUUUAGACAUCCCUUUGUUUUACUUCCCCGAGGGCAGGUAAUAUAUCAGAGCCAGCUCGCUGUUUAACUAAUGUCUCACAGGUAGGGAGGGAGGAAAAAAAAAACAGGGAAGGGAGAGUGCGUCACAUUGGAGGAGGAGGGGAGCAAAGAAAAAUGAACUUUCUUAAACAAAUCAUGUGCAGACGGACAGACUGCCAGGGCUCAGGCAAUUCUCUGCGGGGGCUCUGCUCUUUUCCCUGCUGGCUAUGAUGGAGGAAGAAGCUGGAGUGCUGAAGGAGGGCUUCCUCGUCAAACGGGGACAUGUUGUUCGUAACUGGAAAGUGAGAUGGUUCGUUCUGCUUCAGGAUAAGCUGCUGUAUUACAAAAUUGAAGGAGGCAAGAAGGAGCCUUCUCCAAAGGGCAGGAUCCUUUUGGAUGGCUGCACUAUUACUUGUCCAUGCCUGGAAUAUGAGAACAGACCGCUACUCAUCAAACUAAAGACAAAAACCAAUACAGACUAUUUCCUUGAAUGUUGCUCCAGGGAGGAACGUGAUUCUUGGGCUUUGGACAUCACUGGAGCUAUUCAUGCUGGUCACCCAGUACAGGUACAAGAACUUCACAGAAUGAAGAACUCUUUCAAACUGCUAGAAAAUAUCAGCCUCCAUGACAUAGUGGAGAGAAUGUAUGACAGCAGUACUGGAAUUAAGCUGACCCGCAAUUUGGAUCAAGGCAGCAGAUAUAAAGAGACCUUCACAGGUUCUGCCCUGGUGGACUGGCUCAUCUCCAACAGCUUUGCUGUGUCACGAUUUGAGGCUGUCACCUUGGCAUCCAUGCUGAUGGAUGAGAACUUCAUCAGGCCUGUGGGGGUCCGCAGCACGGAGGCCAUGCGCUCCAGCGACCCCUCUGAGAAGUUCCUCGAUGACUCCACCGCACUGUACAUGUUUGCUGAGAGCAGUAAGAAAAAUACCAGUUCCAAGGAAGAGGUACAUUUUAACAUCUCUGAAUUAAGUGGCAAAAUUGUGAAGCAAGGAUUCUUAGUGAAACAGGGGCACAAGAGGAAAAACUGGAAGGUGAGAAAAUUUGUUUUGAGAGCUGAUCCUGCUUUUUUGCACUACUAUGAUCCCACCAAGGAAGAAAACAAACCAGUAGGUGGAUUCUCUCUUCGUGGCUGUCUUGUCUCAGCUCUGGAGGACAAUGGAGUCCCAGCAGGAGUGAAGGGCAAUGUGCAAGGCAACCUCUUCAAAAUCAUCACCAAAAAUGACAUUCAUUAUUACAUCCAGGCCAGCUCCAAGGCAGAGCGAGUGCAGUGGAUUGAGGCAAUCAAACCACUGACAUGAGUAAUGUGGACUUCAUGUCAAAUGACAAACUAUUUGUGACCAAGCUUCCUGCUCUCAUUGUCUGGGAGUGUUGUUUUUCCCUUUAUAGUCUAUUUUCAUUAUUUGAAUCACCAUAACACCUACCAAUUCCUGGCAGACCAUGUAGACCAAAUCAUGUAGAUCCAGAAUAAUUCCCCCACCUUGAAUUUACCAUCUAACCAAGAGAUCAAAACAGGUGGAUACAGACAAGCAGGGCUUUACAAAGAAACUACGAGAUAUUCCAAGAUGGAAGAAAAGGAUCUUUUGUACAAGUAUUCAGUCUAUGUCUGACAGAUCCAGGUUGUGCUUUAUCUUAAAGCAGAUUUGUCUUGCUCCUUUCCCCUUUAUAAAGGGGCUCAUAAACUUAAUUUGUUAAGACUGAAACAGCUAAGUAAUGAAAGGUGCUGGUG
This is a messenger RNA of Corvus hawaiiensis (hawaiian crow), 2073 nucleotides long. It is a transcript of the gene PLEK2, whose product is annotated as pleckstrin 2. Gene Ontology annotation, cellular component: plasma membrane. Bases 575 to 1645 code for a protein of 356 amino acids. Gene Ontology annotation, biological process: intracellular signal transduction; actin cytoskeleton organization. Lineage: Eukaryota; Metazoa; Chordata; Aves; Passeriformes; Corvidae. The transcript has 9 exons. The record is from RefSeq and is a predicted model, not a curated record.